Camellia sinensis is the source of this 1770-nucleotide messenger RNA. The record is from RefSeq and is a predicted model, not a curated record. Lineage: Eukaryota; Viridiplantae; Streptophyta; Magnoliopsida; Ericales; Theaceae.
GGGAUAUUGUUAACAUCACCAAUAAAAAAAAUCCUCAUAAGGUUUCCUCCAUCCUUUUAUAUCAUAGUAGGUGUCAUCAAUCAUCAUGUUUUAAUUCAAGGCGUGCAUAUACACACAGUGGGCAGUCAUGGUGGCCGGACCGAUCUCUGGAGUUGUCCAUGCUGUGAAGGACAAAGUACAAGAAAAGCUGGGCUCAUCUAGUACAACAACAAAAUAUGCACCACCAGGAACACCAUAUGCAACACCAAAUUCAACAAUCUCCACUGUUGCUCCUCCUCCCUAUAAUGCCUCACAACCACCACCGUUUCCGGCAGCUCCUUACCAAGCAGUCCCACCCUACUCUGCUGCAUCUCCACCCAACAUGACAACAACCACCUCCCCAUAUUCAGCACCCUAUCCAGCCUCCACACCCUACUACUCUGCUGCAUCUACAACCAUGACAACCCCUCCUCCAUAUUCAGCUGCCACUCCAACACCACCAUAUUCUGCAUCUACAACCACCCCACCACCAUAUUCAGCUCCUUUCCCUGCUGUCAUGACAUAUGCUGGUUCGUCUCCGAGCGUGACACCCCCUCCAUAUUCAGCCACCAUGUCUCCUUCUGCAACAUACCCUCCUAAUUCUGCAACAGGAUCUCCAAACACAACUUAUCCUCCUGAUUCGGCAAUGUAUCCGCCAUUGUCUUAUCCUCCCACUCAAUCAUCUGAAAAUUUUAAUCCUCCUGCAGGCUAUCCUGGACAGCCAUACCCACCUCCUUCUCAAUCUCAAGCCACCCCUUCACAGUCAUACACCUCAUAUCCGCCUCCCCCACAAGCCGCAGCUUCACAACCAUACCCACCUCCUUCUGAAGCCACCCCAUCACAGUCGUACUCAUACCCACCGCCUUCUCAAGACGCCUAUUCACAGCCAUAUCCGCCUCCUCCUCAAGCCACCACUUUACAGCCAUACCCACCUCAUUCCCAGCCGUAUCCUCCUCCUCAGGCCUCCAUUUGCUAUCCACCAGUUUCAGGCCCAUCAAAUGGACUCUACCAACCACCGCCUCCAUAUUCAGAAGUCUACCCGCCACCACAGCCAGCAGGAGUCUUCCCGCCACCUCCCUCUGCAGGAUUCUGCCUCCCAAAUCCAUUUCCUGGAAUUUACCCUCCACCCCAAUGCUAAGAUGAGCAUUGACACCAGUUCUAUUUGGGAGAAAAUGCAACAACUAAGUUGGAGUUGCAUAGACAGCUCAUGUGCACGCUUUUGAGUGUUUAUUUACUUCUGAUUUGUACCAAAACUAAAUAAUUGCUUUGAAUAAGAUUUUUCAUCUCUCUGCGGCCACAGUGAAACUAUUGCUAGAUUAAGCAUGGGUACUAUUAAAGCUUUGGAAUGCAUUCAUCAUUGAAUACCAUUACUUUCAUUUGGUUUAAUGACAAUGGGUUUGAUUAUUUGAAUCUAUUAUUUUUUUUGUGGGAUUCUGAUCUGGCUAUGGCUGAAAUCCAUUUUGAGGAAGGGCCUACAAAUCCUUCAUGUGAGGUACUCUGCCUUGUUGGGCUCGUUUAGGCCUUUCCUGUCCAGCUUCCCAGUUGGCAGAAGCUCUAUGAUCCCAAAUAAGGUUGCUAUGAUACAGAGGAGAGAUUGAAAGGAGAUGAGGUGAAUAUGUAAGGAAUAAAAGGGCAAUUUGAUUGAAUUAGAUCGAGUAUGAAAGCCAUUUGAAGUAGAAUGUGAUAGUACUUGUAUCAUUUAACAAUAAUGUACAAAUUUCUUAAGAAUAAAAUGUAAUUUCACCAUUUUCA